Molecule: messenger RNA, 687 nt
Organism: Penicillium antarcticum
Lineage: Eukaryota; Fungi; Ascomycota; Eurotiomycetes; Eurotiales; Aspergillaceae
Exons: 1
Coding region: 1-687 (228 amino acids)
Source: RefSeq, a predicted model, not a curated record
AUGGCUCAGGAAAAUCAAGUUGCCCCCGAGUUCGUUUAUCAUGUUAUCCUUAUGAUGUCGCAAUCGAAGGGUUCAAGCGGACAGAAUGAGAAGAUACGCAUCCUGGGCACCUACACAUCUGUAGGUAAAGCAAAGGAUGCGGCUCAUCGAAGCCUCUUUGAGAGUGGCUAUGAGCGUGCAUGGUUCUCAACCUUCGAGACAAACCCCGAAGUCCUCGAAGAGUUCUCCGUCUGUCAGGGAGUCGGACUUGCCUUGUACGCCAUUGCAACGGAUGGCACGGUGUUCCGAGUCCGCAUCACCACCUCCCCAAAUACCUUGCGUUUGACGACUGAUAACGAAGACGGCCGAAUUCCGAUCUCUCUCUACUAUGUUGUACAGACGAAUGUUCCAUAUUGCACCCAUGAACGGAAGCCUGCACAUGAUACCAAUGUUGAGGGGAUGUUCAAAAGUUACGCAGAAGCUCGGAAGUUCGCAAGCACUUUGUUACUUUCAGAAGAGGAUGGAAUCACAGUAUCCAGCUACAAGGACUAUUGUGAGGCUGGUCCAAACGAGAAAGAUUGCGAAUAUGGUGAUAAUGUCAUUGUACAUGCGAUAGGUGAAAGUGGCGAGAAUUACUUUGUCAGCGUGGUUAUGUGUCAGGAGCUAGAAAGUGUGAGGUUGGCCGAGGCCUCUUUCAGGAUGUCUUGA